Messenger RNA from Solanum verrucosum, 600 nucleotides. Its product is annotated as 1-aminocyclopropane-1-carboxylate oxidase homolog. The coding region runs from base 1 to 600 and encodes 199 amino acids. The record is from RefSeq and is a predicted model, not a curated record. The transcript is spliced from 3 exons. NCBI's taxonomy places the organism in Eukaryota, Viridiplantae, Streptophyta, Magnoliopsida, Solanales, Solanaceae.
AUGCCUCUUCCUAGAGCUUACGCAAGGAAUGAGAAUGCCAGGAGUGCAAACGCAUCUCCUCAAGUCUCAGAUCAGGAAGUUUUGAAUGCAGAAUUUUGGAACGCCAAUUCAGCUUUUGGCUCAUAUAUGACCAAUGAGAACAAUCAGCAAGUUCCAGUUCCUACUAAUAGAAAUGAUGGAUCAGUGGCAGUUAGAGGGCUUGGUGUUUUGGCCCUAUACUAUCCAACAUGCCCUCAGCCAGAGCUCACCAUAGGCACCAACAAACAUUCUAACAAUGAUUUUCUCAUAGUGCUUCUACAAGAUCACAUCGGAGAACUUCAAGUGCUUUACCAGAAUCAAUGGGUUGAUGUUCCUCCUACGCGUGUUGCUCUUAUGAUCAUAUCAAAUGAUAAGCACAUAAGUGUAGGACCAAGAGUAUCAGUACCAUGCUUCUUCGGCACAGAUUCAAUAUCAUCUUCCAAUCUUUAUAGAUCGAUUUCUGAAUUGUUGUUAGAAGAUAACCCUUCAAAAUAUCAUGCAACCAUAGUGAAAGACUAUCGUGAGUACUUCUAUACGAAAGGUCUAGAUGGAACUUCUGCAUUGUUGCGUUACAAGAUCUAA